AUGCUUUAUUUGGUACUUUCCAAGUUCUUUCUAGUGAUUAGUACACUGAAAAAAAGGACUCAGUGCUUGGUUAAACUUCUUGAAUACAAGCAAGAUCUUUGUGUUUAUGGACCAAUACCUGAUGGUGCUGAUGCAGUUGUUCAAGUAGAGGACACUGAACUAAUAAAAAGUGCUUCAGCUGAAUCGAAUCGAGUAAGAAUAUUGGUACAGACUAGCCAAGGAGUUGAUAUUCGUCCGGUGGGAUUUGACAUCAAGAAAGAUGCUGUAGUACUGAAAUCUGGAGAAAAAAUAGGCGCUGCAGAAAUUGGACUACUUGCCACCAUGGGUGUAAUGACAGUGAAGGUAUAUCCUACUCCAACAAUUGCCGUGCUUUCCACAGGAGACGAACUAGUAGAGCCAACAGUUGGGUGUUUGAAUUAUGGUCAGAUAAGGGACUCGAACCGCGCCAUGAUCCUUUCUGCUGCCACACAGCAGCAGUGCAAAGUUCUUGACCUUGGUAUUGCUCGUGAUGAUAAAAAAGAGAUUGAGAGGGUUUUGGAUGAUGCUUUCUCUGCUGGAAUUGAUAUUCUUUUAACUUCUGGAGGUGUUUCAAUGGGAGACAAAGACUUUGUCAAGCCUAUUCUUCAAAAGAGAGGAAAAGUACAUUUUGAAAAGAUUUGCUUGAAACCCGGAAAGCCUCUUACAUUUGCUGAGAUCAUUACAGAAUCGGCUGACAACAAGAUUCUUGCAUUUGGGUUGCCUGGAAAUCCAGUGAGCUGUUUAGUCUGUUUCCAUCUGUUUGUGGUCCCUAGCAUUCACUAUCUUGCCGGAUGGGAAGAUCCUCACCUUACAAGAGUGCAAGCUCGCCUUCAGCAGUCCCUGAAGACUGAUCCAUUUCGUCCUGAAUAUCAUCGUGCCAUUAUUAGAUGGGAGGUCGAUGAUGGAUUGGGAAUUCCAGGAUUUGUUGCUGAGAGCACUGGUCAUCAGAUGAGUAGUCGACUUUUAAGUAUGAAGUCAGCAAAUGCAUUGUUGGAACUGCCAGCUACAGGCAGUGUAAUAUCUGCUGGAACAUCUGUGACAGCCAUCAUAAUUUCUUGUUUGAGUGGUUUCAAUGUGACCAAAAGCUUGUUAUCGCUUGAUUCGAAUUGUGCUACACAAGGAAGGAUGUCACAAGAUGUAAUUGCAGAUGAGUCUCAGGAUCCUAAGUUUAGAGUGGCCAUUCUCACAGUGAGUGAUACUGUUGCAUCUGGAGCCGGGCCCGAUCGGAGUGGUCCAAGGGCAGUUGCCGUCGUAGAUUCUUCGUCAGAAAGACUAGGAGGAGCAAAGGUAGUGGCCACGGCUGUUGUCUCAGAUGAGGUCCCUAAAAUAAAGGAAAUUCUGAAGAGAUGGAGUGAUGUUGACAAAAUGGAUCUCAUUCUUACCCUUGGUGGUACUGGCUUUACCCCAAGAGAUGUUACCCCUGAAGCAACCAAAGAAUUAAUACAGAAAGAAACUCCUGGUCUUCUCCAUGUGAUGAUGCAAGAGAGUCUGAAGGUGACACCAUUUGCGAUGCUCUCACGCUCUGCAGCUGGAAUAAGAGGAUCCACAUUGAUCAUCAACAUGCCGGGGAAUCCAAAUGCGGUUGCUGAGUGUAUGGAUGCUUUGCUGCCUGCCCUUAAGCAUGCGUUGAAGCAGAUAAAGGGGGACAAGAGAGAGAAGCAUCCUCGACAUGUUCCUCAUGCACAAGCUACUCCAACGGAUACCUGGGAGCAUAGUCAUAAGUUGGCUAAAAGUGGGGAGAAAGAACCUGGUUGUUCUUGUUCACAUUAG
Messenger RNA from Ilex paraguariensis (yerba mate), 1788 nucleotides. NCBI's taxonomy places the organism in Eukaryota, Viridiplantae, Streptophyta, Magnoliopsida, Aquifoliales, Aquifoliaceae. The record is from the annotation of a GenBank genome assembly.